AUGGCUUCUCGACGACUAGUCUUUCGCCUUUUGGCCCAGCACAAACCGCUUGGUCAAUUGAGCUGCAACCAAGCAACAAACCGCUGCCGGAGCUCCCAGAGACGUCUUUCCAGCUUCGCGCACACUUCUGCCUCCCAGCACUCUUCAACGUUCUUGACAAAGUACUUUGGCUGGGCAGCUUUGAGCUUGCUCGCCGCUUCUCCCUUUUUAUACAAGAUGGCUAUCCCGGAUAAGUUGAACCUUGAUUCGCUGAGUCUCGUCGAGCGUGACCAGCAAACGAAGCGGGAAAAUGCCAUUACAGAUGCCUCGCCGAUGCGCCUCCGCAUGGAGAAGUUUGUCAAGGAGAAGCAGAAGGAGAUUGUGCAGGCGCUAGAGGCGGUGGACGGCUCAAAGUUCCAGGUGGACGAGUGGCAGCGGAAGGAGGGCGGCGGCGGCAUCACCUGCGUGCUGCAGGACGGCAAUGUGUUUGAGAAGGCGGGCGUGGGCAUCAGUGUCGUGUACGGCUCGCUGCCCAAGGCGGGCAUCAUGAAGAUGCGCGCCAACCACAAGAACCUGGUGGACGGCGAGAAGAUCCCCGACAGCCUCGAGUUCUUCGCCGCCGGGCUCAGCCUCAUCGUACAUCCCAAGAACCCCAUGGCGCCGACGGUGCAUCUGAACUACCGGUACUUUGAGACAGCGAAGCCGGACGGGACGUCGGGCGCAUGGUGGUUUGGGGGCGGGAGCGACCUGACGCCCAACUACAUAUUCGGCGAGGACGCCGUACAGUUCCACAAGUCGCUCAAGGACGCCUGCGACAGGCAUAACAAGGGCUACUACCCCAGGUUCAAGAAGUGGUGCGACGAGUAUUUCUACAAUAAGCACCGCAAUGAGAGCCGGGGGAUAGGGGGUAUUUUUUUCGACGACCUGGACGAGACAGUGCAGGACAAGGAGAACUUGUUUGCGUUCAUCAAGGAUUCACUUGACUCGUUUGCCCCGACAUAUACAGCCAUCGUCAAUAGGCGCAAAGACAUGCCGUUCACAGAGGAGGAGAAGGAAUGGCAGCAGAUCCGGCGGGGUCGGUAUGUCGAGUUCAACCUGGUGCACGACCGCGGAACCUCGUUUGGGUUGAACACGCCGGGCGCCCGGGUCGAGAGCAUCUUGAUGAGCCUGCCCCUGACGGCGGGAUGGAAGUACAUGCACGAGCCCAAGCCCGACAGCAGGGAAGCCAAACUGGUGGAGGUCUUGAAACACCCCAAGGAAUGGGUAUAG
Messenger RNA from Lasiosphaeria miniovina, 1248 nucleotides. Its product is annotated as Coproporphyrinogen III oxidase-like protein. The record is from RefSeq and is a predicted model, not a curated record. Gene Ontology annotation, molecular function: coproporphyrinogen oxidase activity. The coding region runs from base 1 to 1248 and encodes 415 amino acids. Gene Ontology annotation, cellular component: cytoplasm. Lineage: Eukaryota; Fungi; Ascomycota; Sordariomycetes; Sordariales; Lasiosphaeriaceae. The transcript has 2 exons.